Dromiciops gliroides (monito del monte) is the source of this 1248-nucleotide messenger RNA. Its product is annotated as olfactory receptor 13A1-like. Gene Ontology annotation, biological process: G protein-coupled receptor signaling pathway. Gene Ontology annotation, cellular component: membrane. Bases 4 to 942 code for a protein of 312 amino acids. The transcript has 2 exons. The record is from RefSeq and is a predicted model, not a curated record. NCBI's taxonomy places the organism in Eukaryota, Metazoa, Chordata, Mammalia, Microbiotheria, Microbiotheriidae. Gene Ontology annotation, molecular function: G protein-coupled receptor activity; olfactory receptor activity.
GUGAUGUCAUUGAUGUUGCUGAAUAACCAGACACAGGUGACAGAGUUCAUUCUUCAAGGCUUCUCAGAUACAGUUCCACUAAGAAUCUUGCUCUUUGGUACUUUUUUUUCCUUAUACACAGCUGCCCUCACUGGGAAUAUCAUGAUCAUUGUGUUGGUCAUUUGGAACUCUACUCUUCAUACGCCUAUGUAUUUUUUCCUAGUCAACUUGUCUAUAUUAGACAUCAUGUGCACAACCUCUGUUCUUCCCAAGGUGUUGGAGAACUUGAUUUCAGAAAAGAAGACCAUCUCAUAUGGUGGAUGCAUGGCACAAGUAUAUUUCCUCAUCUGGUCUGUAUCUGGUGAGCUCCUACUCUUCACAGCUAUGGCUUAUGACAGGUAUGUGGCCAUCUGCCACCCCUUGCACUAUAGCACCAUGAUGAGUAAGAAGAUUUGUCUCCUUCUGGCAGUUGGGGUAUGGAGCAUCUGUGGACUUAACACUACCAUUAAUACUGGGCUUAUGAUCCGAUUAUCUUUUUGUGGCUCCAACAUCAUUAAUCAAUUCUUCUGUGAAAUCCCUCCUGUGUUGCUUCUCUCUUGCACCUCAACAUAUGUGAACAAUAUCAUGACAGUCCUUGCUGAUGUCUUCUUCUCGGUGCUGAAUUUCCUGCUGACCAUUGUGUCUUACUGCUUCAUUAUCUCCAGCAUCAUGAAAAUUCGGACCACAGAGGGGAAGAAGAGAGCAUUUUCUACCUGCUCCGCCCACCUGAUUGUGGUCACCAUGUAUUACUGCACUGUUUUUUAUGCCUAUGUCAGUCCCAUCUCUAGCUAUUCUCCUGAAAGUGGGAAGUUGGUGGCUGUGUUGUACACAGCAGUUAGUCCCACCUUAAAUCCCCUCAUCUAUACUCUGAGGAACAAAGAUGUCAGGGAAGCCCUGAGAAAAGUGUCUCUAUCUAGUAAAUGAAGGCUUAGAAACUUAUAAAUUUCUGGAUUGGGUAGAUUUGGACAAGUGUAUUCUUGUAGUAAUGAUGGAAAGUCUCACAAUUUUAAUUGAUUUUCUAAUACUCCAAAGAUUUUUCUUACUGUAUAAUCUUAGAUUCUAGAGUAUGAAUGAUAAAUUAUUCUUGUAUGCAUAGAUGUGUGGUUUAUAGAACAUCCAAUCAGUUUUGAGUGGGAAUGCAAAUGUGAUAAGUCUGCAAGGGAAUUUAGUAUUGUGGUAGACCAGAAUCAGUUGGUGUGUUCUUUCUUCCUUUUGCUCUUUCAGAAAGAG